AUGCCUGGAGGUGUCUGUGCCGUCCUCGACUACGAGGUCGACCAAAUGGCCGAGUUCGUUGCCGAGAUGGCAACCCGCGUCGUUAUGCCUCUAUCGACCACGGCUGUUACCCCCCCUUUCCGCAAGUUUGUCUCGCAGAUCCUCUCAUCUACGAGACUGCCUAAGAGUACCAUUCUUCUGGGAAUGAACUACCUCGCGAAACGUGUCAACACGCUCAAGCAGAACAACCCUUCGUACACGGUACCCGAGGGUCAGGUCUGGCGAAUGUUGACGGUCUCGCUGCUGCUCGGCAGCAAGUUCUUGGACGACAACACCUUUCAGAACCGUUCCUGGUCUGAGGUGAGCGGCAUCCCCGUCGCCGAGCUCAACGCUCUGGAACAUGAGUGGUUGGAGCAGUCUGGCUGGUGUCUGUAUGUCAACUUGGAUUACAGCGCGGACUACAAGGCUUGGCUCACCAGCUGGGACGACUGGAAGGUCCUCAAGGACCAGGCUACAGCCAGGGCCAACCGCGAGAGGCAUGUCCCCGCCAUCGACACCAAUAUCAACCGGUACGGCGGUCGAUCCGCCUACCAUACGUUUGUUCAGCAGCAGGCGGCUGAGUACGAGCGCUAUGAGGCCAUCAAGCGCAACGAGCUGGCCCAUCAGCAGGCAUACGGCAACUGGAACUGGCAGUCUGCCCCGCUUACCCCACCGGACUCUGGUUAUGGCACUCCCGAGUAUAUCAACUCUGCUACGUCGGCCAACGCCCGGUACAACGAUUGGUUUUCACAGGCAGCUGCCAGCGCCCAGUGGAACAAUCGAUACCAGCAGCCUACUCAUGGUUACUACGGACACCGCCACAAUCAGCAGGCCUUCUCUGGACACUAUAACUACUCGCAAAACAUGUGGGAGCACGGUGUCGCAGAGUGCAGUUGUGCGAACUGCGUCGGGCCCGCGGUCAAGCCGCCUGCUUACUUUGCACACCCCGGCUUCGGUCAGCCCGUCAUGGGCUGA
Messenger RNA from Colletotrichum higginsianum IMI 349063, 993 nucleotides. Its product is annotated as Meiotically up-regulated 80 protein. The transcript has a single exon. Gene Ontology annotation, molecular function: cyclin-dependent protein serine/threonine kinase regulator activity; protein kinase binding. The record is from RefSeq and is a predicted model, not a curated record. Gene Ontology annotation, cellular component: cyclin-dependent protein kinase holoenzyme complex; nucleus. Lineage: Eukaryota; Fungi; Ascomycota; Sordariomycetes; Glomerellales; Glomerellaceae. Gene Ontology annotation, biological process: regulation of cyclin-dependent protein serine/threonine kinase activity. The coding region runs from base 1 to 993 and encodes 330 amino acids.